Molecule: messenger RNA, 1229 nt
Organism: Talaromyces proteolyticus
Lineage: Eukaryota; Fungi; Ascomycota; Eurotiomycetes; Eurotiales; Trichocomaceae
Exons: 2
Coding region: 72-1100 (342 amino acids)
Biological process (GO): secondary metabolic process
Source: RefSeq, a predicted model, not a curated record
CCUCGCCUCACACUUCCAGGGUCAAACCGUCAAACCGUCAAACUCCCAUCUCCCACAGCAAAAUCUUAAUAAUGGUCGCCCUGGAAAAAAUUCGAUCUUCCAAUUCCAAGAUCGCGACGGCUCUCCCGCCCGGUCUGGUCGCCGUUUUCGCCGGUGCAACAAGCGGUGUUGGCGAAACGUCGUUGAAGCAGUUCGCCAAAUAUACUGUCCGGCCCCGGAUAUACUUUAUCGGGCGAUCCAAGGAGUCCGGCCGUCGAAUCACUGCAGAGCUGCAAAAGCUGAAUCCCGAAGGAGAGUACAUCUUCAAGAGCGUUGAUGUUAGUCUGCUCCGCUCCGUGGACAAUGCUUGCCGCGAGAUCAAGGACAAGGAAGCCGCAAUCAACCUAUUGUUUCUGAGUACGGGGACAAUGCUCUCUGGGAAAGAUACCGAAGAAGGUCUCAACUAUCCUAUCGCGGUAGCACAGUACGCCCGUCUUCGCUUCAUUGUCGACCUUUUGCCUCUGCUGCAGAACGCCUCCGAUUUACGUCGUGUGGUGACUGUCCUUGCAGGCACUAAGGAAAGCGCAAUUCGCACGAAUGACCUUUCGGGCCGCAGUGGCUCCAUGCUUGCCCUACGGGGACAUUUCGCCUCCAUGAUGACAUUCGCGCUCGAAGCCAUUGCGAAAAAGGCCCCAGACGUGACUUUUAUUCAGACAUUUCCCGGUUUCGUCAAGACCAACUACGGAAACGAUGUGAAGGGGCCAAUGUUCACCGUCUUGAGGGCGGUUUUCAACGCCGUCUACCCGCUUGUCGGGCCCCUUUUCGCUACCCCAAUUGACGAAGCUGGAGAACGGCAUGUGUUUUUGGCGACGAGCGCUAGGUUUCCGGCAGGAGGCAAGAGUGCCGCUGCUGGUGUUCCGGCGCCGAGUGGUAUCAUGGUUGCGCGAGGGACGAACGGCGAGAGCGGCAGCGGCGUGUACUCUGUUACCAACGAUGGGGAGACUGCUCCGCUCAAGGUAGAGCAGCUUCUGGGAAGGAUGAGAAAGGACGGCACGGCACAGAAGGCGUGGUCGCACGUUGAGGAUGAAUUCAUUCGAAUUACUGGGGCUGUGUCUGUGUAGACUGCCACACCUACUGAAUUCUGCGGAGAGUUUCAUUUUAUUCUGUUGUCCAGAUAUACUGCAAUCAGCCAUCAUAAACAAAGUGCCUUUUAACCAUAGCUCAGUGGUUCUUUAGCCUAGAAAUACGGU